Messenger RNA from Suillus bovinus, 285 nucleotides. RefSeq lists its product as uncharacterized. NCBI's taxonomy places the organism in Eukaryota, Fungi, Basidiomycota, Agaricomycetes, Boletales, Suillaceae. The record is from RefSeq and is a predicted model, not a curated record. The transcript has a single exon. The annotation marks the transcript as partial.
UAUUAUGUGCAGUUUCAUUCGCAUACUUUGCAGUCCCUGAACGCUCUGCAAUAUGCACUAGAUGAAUUUCAUGAACAUGAGCAUAUUUUUGUGGACCUUGGCGUAUGUGGAGACUUCAACAUACCUAAACUGCACUCAAUGGUUCACUAUGUCGAAUCUAUCAAGUCCAGGGGUUCGGCCGAUGGCUUCAACACAGAGUUUCCUGAGCGGCUGCACAUAGACUUUGCAAAGGCACAUAUUACAGUGACAUAUUUCCGUAUUGUACGGGUCACCCGACCUACAUAA